CAUCAGUGAUGUUGCAGUUGGAGUGAAGAGAGGAUCAGAUGAGCUGAGUAUGUACAACAGUCCCACCUCUGGCAUGAGCAGUAUCAGUGAUGGGGCUUCCAAUGGAAGUGACAGUAAAAAGCUGAGGGUGGAGGAGGCCCCACCAUCUCGCGUGCUCCACAUCAGGAAACUACCCAAUGAGGCCUCAGAGACCGAAGUCAUCGCUCUUGGCUUGCCUUUUGGCAAAGUCACCAAUAUCCUCACGCUGAAGGGAAAGAACCAGGCGUUCUUGGAGAUGGGGACAGAGGAGGCGGCCAUCACUAUGGUUAACUACUACACCACUGUAACUCCUCAUGUCCGCAAUGUCCCUGUCUUUAUUCAGUACUCCAAUCACAAAGAACUGAAAACUGAUGCUGGCAAUCAGCGGACCCAGGCGGUGCUUCAGGCAGUGUCAGCGGUCCAGUCUGGUGGGUCGCCAAGCUCAGAUGUACAGGAGGCCCUCGCUGCAGCCUCAAGUCCGGUGUUGCGCAUCAUCAUCGACAACAUGUUCUACCCUGUGACGCUGGACGUACUGCAACAGAUUUUCUCCAAGUUCGGCACAGUCAUGAAGAUAAUCACAUUCACCAAGAACAAUCAGUUCCAGGCCCUGCUGCAGUUCAGUGACCCCGUCAAUGCACAGCAGGCUAAACUGGCGCUGGACGGCCAGAACAUCUACAAUUCAUGUUGCACACUGCGUAUCGACUUCUCCAAGCUGGUCAACCUAAAUGUCAAGUACAACAACGAUAAGAGUCGUGACUACACGCGACCCGAGCUGCCUGCUGGGGACGGCCAGCCCAGCAUUGACCCCUCGGUGGCAGCCGCCUUCAGCAAAGACUCCAACUCCCUCCUCGGUAAGAUCCCAGGAGCCCUGAACCCUCUGAGCGCGGCAGCGGCGGCUGCUGCUGCUGCAGGGAGGGUGGCUCUGGCUGGACAGGCAGGGUCCAGCGGGGUCCUGCUGGUCAGCAACCUCAACGAGGAGGCAAGAUGUGACCGAGGAUGACCUACGGCUGCUCUUCUCCAACGCUGGAGGCACUGUGAAAGCAUUCAAGUUCUUCCAGGAUCGUAAAAUGGCUCUGAUCCAGAUGUCAACAGUGGAGGAGGCCAUCCAGGCCUUGAUUGACCUCCACAACUACAACAUGGGAGGCAACCAGCACUUGAGAGUCUCCUUCUCCAAGUCCACCAUCUAAACUACUGACAGUGCCACGGUCUACUGUCAGAAACCUUUCGAGACUGUGUCUGGACACUGGGGAGCAGGGGGGACCACAUUGAUUGAAUCAGUUCUGUUGUUCGGGUUUUGUUGAUCCUGUCAUUCCUUGAGAGAGACUGAAACCUUUGACUUGCAUCCUUUUUUAAAGAGAACAAUUGAGUAUGUUGCAGAUACUGGAUCCUCCCAGCUAUUCUUACCUGUACCUCUGUAUUUUCUAUGUCAAACAAAACAUUGACAUGAACGAUUGUCCCCCUGUAUGAUAACUUGAUGUAGAUCAGUGUUUAAUUCUUGAUUUAGUUGAAAAGAUACAGUAAUUAUGUGCCUUACUUGACAAUAUCAACUGUUUCUACAGCUGGACAUGUUCAUUAAUUACCCUCGUAUGCUUUUGAGGCACAUGGAUAUUUUUGGAGGUCGGUGAGAGUCAUUAUUACAGUUUUUGAAGUCAACCAAGCGUAGCUUUUUUUGUUGUGUUUUAAGAGUUUUAGAUUCAUGACACUUUUCCUUUUGAGUUCAGGAGAGGAUAUUCUUGAGGCAACAUGUAAGUUUCUACAGCAGCCUGCGACAGGCAGUUUAACUUGAAUUCCAUUAUUCCACAAGUUACGUUUCAGUGCUAGGUUGUUCUGCCCCAGCUUGAUUUCACACACCGUCACAUAUCCCAAUGUGGCUCGUGGCUUAAGUAUUUCUUUAUCUGUGUUUUUUGAAGCCUUUCUCCCCCCCACCCCCCAUAGCAGUGAGGUGUAAUUGUCAGUGACAAUGUUUGUUUUUUUUUCUAAGCAUGUAUAGCUGUGAUAGGACGUCACAUCAGAAAGUGUUGCAUGCUGUGGAAGCAGUUUGAAGAUUGAGUCCACUGUGAUUUUAUUUUCAUGUGACAGUUUACUCGAGAGGGCUACUCAGUUGGACCAAAGUUUCUGUGCCUUUAGUGUUCCUUUAAUUAAUUUUAACAAGAAAAAAACAAGCAUUUGAAAAUACUGAAAUGACACAUUUCAGGGAAGAAUGCACAGAAUUUUAAGUGUCAAGUUUAUUCCCAUUUCUUAUAUACCCGACCUCUUGACCCCGAGGUGCUCAGAAAUAAUAGUUCUGUAUAUUUUUUUCUUCCAAGUCCAAUUUUAUACAGCUCAAAAUGUAAGGAUUUGGUAUAGGUCUGAAGAGGCACAAUUAAAGGCUGAAUUAUUUUCUAACAAAAGGGAGGUGUGACUUGGUUUCCUGCUUUUUUUUUUUUUAGUUUUCCCUCAUGGUCUCUCUCGUGUAUUCUGCAUUACUUCUGUAGCAUGCCUAAUAAAACUGUUCUGUAGCUCUGCGUU
Molecule: messenger RNA, 2526 nt
Organism: Morone saxatilis (striped sea-bass)
Lineage: Eukaryota; Metazoa; Chordata; Actinopteri; Moronidae
Gene: ptbp2a
Product: polypyrimidine tract binding protein 2a
Biological process (GO): mRNA processing; regulation of RNA splicing
Cellular component (GO): nucleus
Molecular function (GO): mRNA binding
Source: RefSeq, a predicted model, not a curated record